CGGGAGGGUUUCAUUUUCCACAUCACUAUGUUUUUCUUUUUCUUCUUCUCUUUUUUGGUUUCCUCCUUUCCCUGAGCUGUCCGCACCACGGCUCCCUGUGGACAUCAUGGAGAUCUAAAGCAGGCUGGAAACUAUACUCCCAUCUCCCUACAAAACUCCGCAGGUUUCCUCCUCCAUCCCUCCGCUGCGGUGAAGCUUGAGCGGAUCAUGCAUCACAUGAAGCCAUGGCGAGCUCUGCUCCUUCUGGCGAUGCUUUACCGACCAGCAUCCUCUGAGAAAUACGGCUGCCUGUUUGAGAGAAAACUGUGCACGAGGGACCAGUUCUGCUCCGACGAUGGGUUGUUCGGACAGUGUCGAAGCUCCAAGCAGCACCAGGUCCAGUAUCAGGUGACAGUUCCUGUGCUGAAGAGGAUGCAGGAAGUCCUCAAACAGCUCAUGCAACAAGGAUUGUCGUGGCAAGAUGACAUCACUCAAUACAUCUUAUCAAAAGAACUGAAGAGAGUUCCCCACACCACCCUUCCAUCAAAACCCAACUCGUCUUCAAUGUCUCCUCAUUCCUCUCUGUCCAAGCAGCACAUCCCCCACCACUCCAGCUUUAAGGCAGGGUCCACAACUCCUGGAGGAAAAUAUAUGGACUACAUGAUCGUUGAGCCUCCUCAGUCCCCGCUACGCAUGCAGACGGCUUCUAUUGAUCCAUAUGCAUAUCACCAGUCACAGCACAGAUACCAGGAUGAUGCAGAGAGAUCACUUCUGAACGCUGGAGGUGGAUAUGCCCGCCCCUCCUCCAGGUACCAGCCUGGUCCGAGAGAAGAGGAGCGCGACAGGCAGCUGCUGCAGGAAGCUCUGUCUCUGUACUUGGCUUCUGGGCAGCCCUCUUAUCGGCACCGAGGGGCUGCUCCCAUAGCUCCAGCAGGUCUCCCUUAUUAUGAAGACCUGGACUUGGAGAUACCAAUGGGCUUUGUGGAAGACUACCCCCUAGAGGAGAGACUUCGUACUGCAGGCAGGUCACAAAACCUGCAGAGUAAGAAAACUCCACAGGACAUCAGUGCAGUUUCCGGAAACAACGAUGAUUUGCUCCAGAGGAUAUCAGGUGUCCUCCAGAGGUUAAAUGUUGAUCCCAGGAAUCUCAGUCAGGAGCAGCUUUACAAGCUGGCACUAAUUCUGCAGCUACUACAAGGCCAGGACAAAACAAUCCCAACAGAUCCAAUUGAGAAAGACCUCCUCACCCUCAAGGAGAUGCAGCUGUUAAAAAAAGAAAGUGUGUCCAAACCCGAGAGGCCUGAUUCUGCUUCGGGUCCUCCUGCUCCUUCCGCCAAUUCUAUUCAAGAUGCACCCCCACUAAAGAGUGCCAGCCCCCCGACGUCUGCCUCUAAUCCUCCUCAGUCCGCUCCCGGAGAUCCUGGGAAAACCUUUAAGGACCCACUUGCUGAGGGUCCAGGAGCUAAAGAGGAGUAUGGGUACAUAGUUACCAACCAGAGUCAUCUGAGUCUCUACGAUGGUGUGAAACUUUUGGAGCUACUGGCUGACAAAAUCCACCUGACGACCAGCAGCUUCAUCAACAUCAGCGUGGUUGGACCGGCGCUGACUUUCCGAAUCCGUCAAAACGAACACAACAUGACGGCUGCAGAGGUGGCUGCCAAGGCCGUAUCUGAAAAGAACUUCCUGGAGUCUGAGACUGGCCUGAAAAUAGUACAAACUGGUGUUGGAGAGAGAACAGAUGCACGGGGUCUCCCUCAGGUAUCCAGGGUUUCUCAAGGUUCCAAUGGGACGGUCAUCACCCUUGUUUCCAUGGCAGUGGUGGGAGGUGUGCUGGUACUGGCUAUGGCCGUUGCUUGUUUCAGACAUUAUACUCACCAAGCGGCCAAUGGCAAACUCGGCCUGGGGCCAGAGGGUGGAUCAGAAACACACUUUGAUUAUCAGGAACUUUGUCGGCAGCACAUGGCAUCCAAAUCCUCUCUGUGCCGCCAAGACUGCGUUGGAGGGGUAARCAGUGGCAUGGCGGGGUCCGCCACAGCAACCGGCGCAGGUGGGCGAAGAGGCACGGACACGUCUCGGGUCAGCAGCGUCUCCUCGCAGUUCAGCGACGGCCCGCAGCACAGCCCAUCCUCCACCCACAGCUCCACCCCAUCCUGGAGCGAGGAGCCUGCCCAGUCUAACAUGGACAUCUCCACGGGUCACAUGAUACUGGCGUACAUGGAGGACCACCUGCGCAACAAGGACCGUCUGCAGAAGGAGUGGGAGGCACUGUGCUCCUACCAGGCUGAACCCUGCUCUGUGGCGGUGGCUCAAGAGCCGGCCAACAUGGAUAAAAACAGACACGCCGAAGCACUUCCCUAUGAUCAUUCCCGUGUGAAGAUGAAGACUGAAGUGAGCCCCAGUAAACAGGAUUACAUUAACGCCAGUUUUAUUUUUGAUCAUGACCCUCGUCAACCAGCUUACAUUGCAACACAAGGCCCUCUGCCCCACACUGUUGUGGAUUUCUGGCAGAUGGUUUGGGAGAACGGAUGCACAGUGAUCGUGAUGAUGACGGCUCUGGUGGAGGACGGAGAGAAGCAGUGUGAACGCUACUGGCCUGAUGAGGGCUCCUCGCUUUACCACAUCUAUGAGGUGAACCUGGUGUCGGAGCACAUCUGGUGUAAGGACUUCCUUGUGCGCAGCUUCUACCUGAAGAACGUCCAGACGCAGGAAACAAGAACCUUGACACAGUUUCACUUGCUGAGCUGGCCCGGCGACGGCAUCCCCACGUCUACUCGUCCGCUGCUCGAUUUCCGCAGGAAGGUGAAUAAAUGUUACAGAGGUCGAUCCUGCCCCAUCAUCGUUCACUGCAGUGAUGGCACAAGCAGAACUGGCACAUAUAUCCUCAUUGACAUGGUGCUGAACCGUAUGGCUAAGGGAGUGAAAGAGAUCGACAUAGCAGCCACACUGGAGCACAUCAGAGACCAGAGGCCCGGUCUGGUUCGCACCAAGGACCAGUUUGAGUUCGCGCUGACAGCCGUUGCUGAGGAGGUGAAUGCCAUCUUGAAAGCUCUGCCACAGUGAGAUGCAGCAGCUGAGGAACACACUGAAGAUGCAGGCAGGCACACUAAACAACCCACAGAACACAUUCAUAAGGAAUAUCCACAUAUCAUACGUCCAGAACCAAAAAAUAUUUUUUUUUGGAUCAGCCACACUCUGAUCUGUUACCAGAUUUUAGUGUGCAGUGUUUUGUUUUUUCCACCAUAAAACCAUUGCAGGAACUUUGACAAAUUUAUGAUUUUUGCUCGCUAAAAAAAUAAGCUGAGACAAGGAUGCAGUUAUCAGAACUGAAUCCAAACCUCUGUGCCUGUGUAAAUAUGAAAUGAUAAUAUUCCCCCACUAGACCUUACCUGAGGGCAGAAUAUUUAAAUGGUCACAGUCAAACUGAAAAGCAUAUACCUCUGUAUGAAAAAAAAAAGUGAUUUGUUGUCAUUUGCCCCUUGGUAAAGUAUUUUUUAUCUUUACUGGAUACACCAAUCUGUUAACACCGAUGUUACAAUUGGAUCAAAGUUAAAAUAUUGUUAAAAGACCAAAUAUGUAUGACCUUCAUCUUACUGUAACAAAGUAAGAGGAGUCUUAAUUUUAAAACUUUGGAUGUGGUGUUUUGUGUCCAGAUGAAAUGUGUAUACUGCUGUCAAGUGUUGGUUUUCCUUUUUGUUUUUGAAAGGCUUGUCCUGCAAAUUUAAGUGUUCGCUUCCAGUUCUGCUUCUUAAGUAAUCAGCGCUAAACAUUGACCAUGACGUACACAUUACCAAUAUCUCUUUAUUUUUGUAUACAAAUUUACUUUAAUUGUAUUUUUUACCAUCUUACUCAAUGUGCGACCUUGUGAUUAAUGUAUAUAAUCCAUCCUGAUGACUGUGUUUCUUUUAUGUAGCAGACAAAUGGAAAAUAUCUAUAAAAAUGUAUUUUUGACUUGAACUAAAUAAAUUUGUGAUGUGAUGCAGCA
This is a messenger RNA of Austrofundulus limnaeus, 3961 nucleotides long. RefSeq names its product protein tyrosine phosphatase receptor type Na (gene ptprna). Gene Ontology annotation, cellular component: synapse; secretory granule. Gene Ontology annotation, molecular function: protein tyrosine phosphatase activity. Gene Ontology annotation, biological process: insulin secretion involved in cellular response to glucose stimulus; regulation of secretion; protein dephosphorylation. Bases 208 to 3039 code for a protein of 943 amino acids. The transcript is spliced from 24 exons. Lineage: Eukaryota; Metazoa; Chordata; Actinopteri; Cyprinodontiformes; Rivulidae. The record is from RefSeq and is a predicted model, not a curated record.